Molecule: messenger RNA, 1170 nt
Organism: Fusarium coffeatum
Lineage: Eukaryota; Fungi; Ascomycota; Sordariomycetes; Hypocreales; Nectriaceae
Exons: 2
Coding region: 1-1170 (389 amino acids)
Molecular function (GO): dioxygenase activity
Source: RefSeq, a predicted model, not a curated record
AUGUCGUUCACGUCUAUUCCCAUCCUGGACUUGGCUGCGUCCAAGGAUCCAGCGACAAAGCCUCAGUUUCUCAAGGAACUUCGUCAUGCGUUGAUGGAAGUUGGCUUCUUGUAUCUCAAGAACGUCGGUAUUGAGGAUGAAUUGUUCCAGAGAGUUAUCGAACUUGGAAAAGGAUUCUUUGAUAUUCCCGAGGAAGAGAAACUCAAGAUUGAGAUGAAGAAUGCACCUUCUUUUCUCGGCUACUCACGACUCUCAGCAGAAAUCACAGCUGGAGAAGUCGAUCACAGAGAACAGAUCGAUCUCUCUACCGAACAUCCCGUUCCCAAACCAGGAGCUCCUCUGUAUCGCAAUCUAAUGGCGCCCAACCAGUGGCCAUCCGAAGACUCACUGCCAGAGUUUCGCAAGGUCUACACAGAGUAUAUGGAACGCAUGGGUAAGAUUUCAAUUCAAUUUACGUCUCUCAUCGCCGAGGCAAUCGAGCUUCCUAGCGAUGCAUUCAACAAGUACUUUGACGAGGACCAGCAGCACAAGCUCAAGAUCGUCAAGUACCCUGACGCAAAAGAGCUUGGUAUCCAAGGCGAUGCGCAAGGUCAGGGUGUAGGUCCUCACAAAGAUAGUAUGCUUUCGAGCUAUCUCCUCCAAGCUACAUCGCAUAAAGGCCUUCAAGUACAAAAUGUCCGUGGCGAGUGGAUAGACUGCGAACCCAUCCCCGGCACACUCGUCGUGGCUAUCGGCCAGGGUCUUGAGGCACUUACACAAGGUGUCUGCGUCUCAACAACACAUCGCGUUCUCUCACCUGCAGCAGGAUCCGGCGCACGCUUCUCAAUCCCCUUCUUCCAAGGUGUUCGCAUGAGCGCUGAUUUCGACGACCUCGAGAAAGUCGGUGUUGGUCUUGUCCCUGAGGAGGUUAGAGAGCAGCGACGCAAGAUUGUUGAGCGCAACGGUGGCCGUAUUGAUGAUGUCGAGUUUACAUUCCGAGCAGGCGGCGCUUCAAAGACCCUUGGUGAAGCAACUCUGAGGAAUCGUGUAAAGAGUCAUCCUGAUGUUGGAGAGCGCUGGUAUCCCGAUAUUCUGGCUAGUAUUCGUGAGGAGCAGGCCAAGGCGAAGCAGCAGAAGGAAACUGCAGCGCCAUCCGUGGAAGCGCCUCCCAAGGCCGUGGAGGCUCAUUAA